Molecule: messenger RNA, 236 nt
Organism: Paramecium sonneborni
Lineage: Eukaryota; Ciliophora; Oligohymenophorea; Peniculida; Parameciidae
Source: the annotation of a GenBank genome assembly
AUGUAAGAAGAUUACACUUAUCAAGUAUGAUCUAAUAUAAGAUUUUUUAGAUUCUAAAAAAAUGCAACGGGAAGGUUAUAAUAUAGAUAGAUGAGCAAUUAUUGAAUGUUAUCAAUACACAUUUCACAAUAAAACCUGAGUAGGCUAAAAAAGAGGUGCCUUAUUCGAUUAAGAAAUAACAUAAUUUCUNCUUUAACAGAUUGAGGGAAAUCAAUUCCAUAAAGAAGAUAAAUUGA